Messenger RNA from Lasiodiplodia theobromae, 3483 nucleotides. Its product is annotated as DNA repair protein. The record is from RefSeq and is a predicted model, not a curated record. The coding region runs from base 1 to 3483 and encodes 1160 amino acids. NCBI's taxonomy places the organism in Eukaryota, Fungi, Ascomycota, Dothideomycetes, Botryosphaeriales, Botryosphaeriaceae. The transcript has 5 exons.
AUGGAUCCAAUAUCCAUACUCGGAACGGCAAUAGCUGUAGCCCAGCUCAGCACAUCGCUUUUCAAAGCAACAGACGCAGUGCGCAAAGCGCGAAAGAGCAGGCAGGAGCUUGCAACCGAAAUGUCGUCCCUCUCCUCAAUAUUGACCAUGAUCCACCGGGUCGUAGAGGGGCAGGAGGCUUUGUACAGUAAAGAUGCAUUCGACGAGCUGGAUGAGGAGACCAGAAGAAUUCAAGAGAUAGUUGAUGAAGUGAAGGAGAAACUGCUAAAGAAGAGGAACAGAAUCCUUCUUGCGUUCAAGCUCGAUGCACUGAAGCCUGUCUUGGACAAAGUCAACGCUUCCAAGCUGAACUUGAAUCUCAUUCUGAGCGUCAUGCAGAUCGCUACACGAGAACUCAGCUCUCGCUCAAAUGUGUACUCAACGAGAGAGGAGGCCCACGUCAACCCUCAUCGCCCCGUCGCCGAAAGCUUGAUCGACAGCAACCGUCAAUUCAUCGCACAGCUUUGUUACGAAGCUAAAGACGAAUGGAUGGUGAACUAUGGUAGCGGUACAGUGCAACACUAUACGAAAGGGCCGAUGGCACUUGCUCAGAGACAAUUCACCCUCGUUUUCGGACCCGCCAUGGCUCAAAUGCGCCCACCGGACAGUUAUGAACCAGACAGCAAAAGGAACGCUGAAGAACAGGAGCCGGUCUUCGGUAAGCGGGAGAAAAACAACGAGUGUGCGGGGCAAAACCGAGAGCGUGGAGACCAAGAAGAUGAUGGCGGAAAGACCGGUGAUGCAAGCGGAGAUCGAGGUGGGCGUGACGAUGACGCCAAUGAAGGCGAGGGCGACUGCCAAGGCGAAGCGAAAGAGUCCGUGAAGUUGUCACCUGCAGCAGAUGCUGCUACAACUGAGACGUCCGAUCCUUGCAGGAAAGAUGGUGCUGGAAACGCCGUUGUCGAUGCCAACAACUCAGAGACUGGCGACGCUGACCGACCUUUCACACCAGUACCACCACCAGAAGUGCCUCUGACGAGAGAUCCUGAUGAAAGUGACUCUGAGGUAGAGGAAUACACGGACUGCAUGACGCUGUUUCAAGGGAAUAGGGGACGCUUCAUGCCACCAAUAAGCUCCUCGACAGCUUUGGAUUGGUUGUUGAAGAGGCUUACAACACUAUCUCCCGAGCAAGUCAUUGCAAUGUCCAGGAACAAGUUUUCCUCAAAUGAAGAAUACGGUUCACACAAAUCUGCACAAGAGAACCCUACGCCUCAGAACAAGCAGUCAGCAGAGUCGACCGCCAAUGGAACAGACUCCAGCAUUGGGUCUGAUGUGUGGUCCGAGCUGUCUGAAAGCACCUUGGGGGGAACCUCAGCUCCCAGUCUACAACGACAAGGGUCCGGUAAUCGCACGACGGACCGCGAAUACCGAAGACAAGAUUCGGGACGGCGAAGAAACUCUGAGAGCAGAUCGGAUGAUUAUCCUGGCUAUCCAUCAAGAGCAGAACGUGAGAAAAAAAGGGAUGCACCAAGGACCAACCACAGACAGCAGUAUUUCAACAACAACGGCGCAUGGAAUCCCCGUGGAAACAGCUACGAUUCAUACUCCAACCCGUUUCAUAGUAACUACACCAACGACAGCUGGGCAAAUCCACAACCGCAAUAUGAAGAGCCGCCGUAUCCUGGAUCCUAUGCAGAGCCGCCGUACAAGAUGCCUCAUGGAUUGCCCUGGAAUCGGCGGUAUAUGCUUCAUCCGCCGCCUUCGCAACCAUCGCUACCACCCCAAAGACGCUUCACAAGAUCUUUGAGUCCGCAAAGGCGCUAUAGAAUACCAACGUCAGCGCAGCCGCCGGCUCCGGUUCCAGCUCCAGCUCCAGUUCCAGCUCCAGCACCACCUCCGCCUGGACCGACCGAGGCGGAAAGGGAGAUGGCAGAGCGUCUGAGAGAGAUGGAGAGACGCAUGGCUGACAUGAUGGAAGCCGAUGCCCGACAGAAAGCCGAAGAGAAGGAGGCAUCGGUUAAGCUGGAAGCGGAAGAGAGAAGAAAGAGGGAGGAGCGGAUAGAGGAGACACUGUGGGAGCUCAAUUCCCGCAAGAAGGAAGAGGAGGCGCAGAGAAGCCAGGAGGAGUUGAUCGCUGCCUUGAAGCUGCAAAUUGAAAGAGAAAAGGGGGAAGCGGUGACGGAACGACAAAGACAGUUGAAGCUUGAGGAGGAACGCAAAGAUGAAUUCGAGUGCAGAUUGUCUGCACUGGUCGCUCAAGCUACAGAUGCCUUGCAGCUGGAGAUUUCGGGGCUUAAAGCUGCGGCACAACGGGCUGAGAGCAGCGCUCGGGCGGCUAUGAGAUCGAAGAAGCUUGCAGAAGCGGAAGCAGCUCAAAAGGCACGAAGAAAAGCCGAGCAACAGAAUUUACGCCAGAUGGAGGAUUACCGGCAGAUGCUUGACGACUAUCGACAACGCUUGCAGGCAGCUGAGCAAGCAGAAGCUACGGCUCACACCGAGCGCGAAGGAAAGCCAUUUACUCCAACGCGUCAAUUACGCAUGCAGGACGGUGACCGAAAGCUGGAAUUAAUCGAAAGCCAAAACGGAUUCAAAGAGCCGUUUGCUACUACGGACUUUCUGACUUCGACAUUCUUCCAGCGUAGCGGGAACUCAACCAAGCCUCAGCCGCCAGCCCCGCGCUUUAGGGCCCCGAGGACGUCUCGCAACAUACGAACGAUGUCAUCGGAAGAGAGCGAGGAAGACAGAUAUGAAGCUGGAGUGUCUAGUCUUUCUAGCCAAGCCAUGGUGGUCCUCCCCCCAUUACAGACAACGUCGGAGUCUCAGCUCCGUGAGAUUCGCACAUCGAUUAGAGAGUGUGGCCUCUCUGCUUCAAUGAGCCUCUUGCCACGCAGGGGAAGCAGAGGUCCUUCACAGGAGAAGGAUGCAGAUUGCUCCGAAUACCUGGUGAUCGGAGGCGAUUGGAUAGAUGAGGAUGCCCUUGAACGUUUCGGACUACACCAUCGGUCUUGUCAGGGGCAUAUUUUCUUAGGUCCUGAAGUCUCAACUAACGACUUGGACGCAUUGAUUGCUCUUACGAUGCAAAACCGGGACAUUGCAUUGCAUAAAGCUUGCCGUGCCCCUGAAAACGUGCCCGACCAACCCAGUUGUUCAUCCUCGGGUGAUGAAAAUCAGCAGGACGAGAAUGACGACUCUCCGUUCGAGGAUUUUGAGGUUCAGAGCUGGGCUGGCUACUCUUCCAUGCCGGAACCCAAGUCUUCGUUUGAGGACACGGAUCCCGUCUCCAGAGCAGACAACACGUCAAGGAACUCAAGCCACUCGAUGCACUUUAAAGCCACCGAAUCGUCUCGCCGCCAUGCGCGAACAGGCCCAACCGAGUUCCUAGCUGUCGCCCCAGAUCAAGGAAUUCUGGUGCCUCUACUGCUCAUGAGGGAAGCUCGGCACUCAAGGUACCACCCCGUCACCGGCGAUCCAAGUCCGGGGAGCAAAGCCCAAAAGAACAUGUAG